AUGAACUGUUGCCACCAAAAUCAGACAGAAGUUCUUUCUCAAAUUUUUGCAACAUUAUACGAUUACCCAGCGCUAAAGAACUGCGAAGGACUCAAGCAUUAUGUGAAAGACUGUGUUCGAUUAGCAUGGAGCUUGUCCAAUCAGUACCCAUCAUUCAUCAUUGAGUAUGAUGCCAGAACUUUCCGUAGGGACCUUCAUGUUCGUUUCCAUUCAUCCAAUCAAGAAUCUGAUCAUAUCAAGACAUACUUAUGGCCCACUCUCUUAGAAGGAAGAAAUGGGCCUUGUGUUCAUAAAGGUGUUUGCGAAAUCAAAGAGUGCUUGGAUGCUGUGUACGGUGACUCUUCUCCUUCAAUGGCGACCGUCAAAAAUUGGUUUAACAAGUUUCAACGUGGUCGCACAUCAGUUUUUGAUGAGCCUUGCCCAGGUGCCUCAAAAACUGCUACCACGGAGGAUAACGUGACAAAAGCCCACGAUCUCGUAUUGGCAGACCGCCAAUUUAAGGUUCGCAAGAUAGCUGAGACAGUAGGCAUCUCAAAAGACCGCGUGGGUCAUAUUCUGCAUGAAAUAUUGGGCAUGAGAAAGCUGUCAGCUCGAUGGGUGCUGCGUUUGCUUACUCCAGACAACAAGCGCAUCCAUGAGACCACUUCAGAGCAGUGUUUGACACUGUUUAAGCGCAAUCCGAAGGAGUUUCUGCGUCGUUUCACGAUCGUUGACGAAACAUGGAUUCACUGGUACACACCAGAGACCAAGGAUCAGUCGAAACAGUGGACUUUACCCGGCGAAUGUGCUCCGAAGAAGGCGAAGACUGUCCCAUCGGCCGCAAAGGUGAUGGCCACCGUUUUCUGGGUUCACAAGGUGUGAUCUACAUCGACUACCUGGAGAAAGGCAAAACGGUAACAGGGCUCUACUAUGCCGAACUAUUGGGCCGAUUCGAUCUCGAAUUGCAGAAAAAACGGCCCCAUUUGGCGAAGAAAAAAGUGCUCUUCCACCAUGACAACCCACCGGCUGAAACCUUCGCCGUCGCCACAGCCAAAUUGGUCGCAUUAGGCUACGAACAGCUGCC
Molecule: messenger RNA, 1063 nt
Organism: Stegodyphus dumicola
Lineage: Eukaryota; Metazoa; Arthropoda; Arachnida; Araneae; Eresidae
Source: RefSeq, a predicted model, not a curated record